ACUUCACAUAAAGUUUUUGGGACAAAACCUGAGUAAUGAUGCCUAGGUUCUCCCUUGAAAUAUAAGUAAGCAAUCAGAUGUAGUAGCCCACAAAUUGCUCUCUCUCUCUCUCUCUCUCUCUCUCUCUUCACUACCAGACACAAGACAUGGUUUUAAGUUAACAACGUAUGGAUAGUACUUUCACCCAACAAGAAGUGAGAGAGCAAACCCAACAACAUCAACAUCAGAAGAAGCAUUGUGGCCCUUUGGUGAGGCUCAGUAGAAGGUCCACUAAUCCUAACCCAUUUUCCAUUCUGGUGUUCUGGGUGUCUAAAUCUCUUAGAAGUUUGUGUUUCAGAGUUCAGCUCUCACAACAAGGGUUUUGCUUGAGGAGGAUUCAGUACCAUCAUGGCAUGGUGAUUAACACCCCUGUUCUCCAUGCUUCUUCUUCUUCUGAAGAAGAAGAAGAAGAAGGGAAAGCUUCUCAUGCUGCAAUGGAGGGUUUGAGUUUGGCUGAGAAGAGUACUGAGGCUGUUGAAGAAAGUAAUAAAGGAAUUGAAAAUGGUUCAAAGAGAGAAACUUUUGCUGAUUUGAUUGAAGAAAAGGGUCGUGAGAGCAGUUUCAGCUCUGAGUUUCUGUCAUCUGAGACCACUCAUGGCGAGCAUAGUAGGAGUAGCACUGAGGACUCAUCUUCAUCUCCUUCUGUGGGGUGGCCGGUUCAGGAAAUUGCUGCAUCUGAUUGUGCUAGUCCUCAUGGAAGUGAAGAUGGUGAGAAGAAGCACUUGGUUUUGGAGAAUAAGGAGUUUGAGAAACGAGUUUCAGCCUUGCCAGAGGUUGAGAUGAUGAAGGAGAGGUUUGCAAAAUUGUUACUUGGAGAAGAUAUGUCAGGUUGCGGAAAUGGGGUCACUACAGCCCUGGCUAUUUCAAAUGCCAUAACCAAUCUAUGUGCUACCCUCUUUGGGCAACUUUGGAGAUUAGAGCCCCUACGUUCAGAGAAGAAAGCAAUGUGGCGACGAGAAAUAGAGUGGUUUCUUUCUGUCAGUGAUCAUAUAGUUGAAUUGACACCUAAUUGGCAGACCUUUCCAGAUGGAAGCAAGCUUGAGGUCAUGACCUGUCGACCACGCUCAGAUCUUUAUGUCAAUCUUCCAGCUCUGCGCAAAUUAGAUAACAUGCUUCUUGAAAUUCUAGAUAGUUUUGUCAAUACAGAGUUCUGGUAUAUAGACCAAGGGGUUCUAGCUCCAGAUGCUGAUGGUCCAUCUUCUUUUCGACAAGCACUUCAGCGACAGGAGGAGAAAUGGUGGCUUCCUGUACCGCGAGUCCCUCCAUGUGGCCUAAAUGAAAACUCAAGGAAGCAGUUGCAGCACAAGCGUGAUUCCACAAACCAAAUAUUAAAGGCUGCAAUGGCCAUUAACAGCAUCACUUUAGCUGAAAUGGACAUCCCUGAGUCCUAUUUGGAAUCUCUUCCAAAGAAUGCUAGAGUAAGCUUGGGGGAUGUUAUUUAUCGUUAUAUCACAUCGGAUCAUUUCUCUCCUGAGUGCUUGCUAGCUUGCCUUGAUUUAUCUUCUGAGCAUCAAGCUAUAGAGAUUGCGAACCGAGCCGAGGCUUCCAUGUAUAUUUGGCGUAAAAGGACAAACUCCAAGCCUGCCAGUAUCAGUGCCAGGUCUAGUUCAAGAACAUCAUGGGAAAUGGUCAAGGAUCUGAUGGUUGAUGCAGACAAAAGGGAUUUGUUUGCAGAGAGAGCAGAAAGCCUUUUGCUUUCCUUGAAGCAGCGUUUUCCUGGUCUCCCUCAAACAGCCUUGGAUAUGAGCAAAAUCCAAUACAACAAGGAUAUUGGGAAAGCCAUUCUGGAGAGCUACUCUCGCGUGCUAGAGAGUUUGGCGUUUAACAUGGUAGCGCGAAUUGAUGAUGUGCUCUAUGUAGACGACUUGACCAAAAAUUCAGAUAAAAUCUCAUCUCUCUCAAAAGUUGGUGUAGUUACUCACAAGAGUAUAUCAGUUCCACACUCAGUGCCUAUCCCAGGCACUCCAUAUAAAUCGGCUUUCGGCACGCCAACCCUUUCUCCAGCACAUGGGAUUAGUAGUCCUGCCAAGCUAGGGAAGUCCCCACUCAUCAAUGACAGCAACCUUCCCCAAAGAGGGUCAGGGAUCAAGAAGUCUUUGACUGAUUUUCUUAGCAUUGAUCCAAAAGGGAAGGAAAGUGGCAGUUCAAUUGAGAAACAAGUUCCAGAAUCAAAUACACUUGAUGAAGUGACAACAUGUGAAACAGAUGUGGAGUCCAGUGAUUGCACAGAAGGUGGUGCCAGCCCAAGUAUCUUGGACCGGAAAUGGCACGUGUGAGGCUAUUGAUCUUUUAUAGUUGAGGCAUUUCUCCACCUGCCUUUCUUUUUUCUCAUCUUUGAGUCUUUGUAUCAUUGUAUGUAUAUGAAAUAUGUAGAAGGAUUCACAUAGUUAAGAAUGGAUAGUGCUUUUUGUUAUUUACUUGUGGUAGUAAUGUGAUGCCUCUAAGAGAGGUUAUUCUAUUUCUUCAUUCCCACUAACUCAGCUUCACUAAACCACUAUGAAGGAGAUACAUAAAGAAUAAAAGAUACAAAGUUGUGGUA
This is a messenger RNA of Glycine soja, 2578 nucleotides long. RefSeq names its product rop guanine nucleotide exchange factor 7-like. The coding region runs from base 168 to 2315 and encodes 715 amino acids. The record is from RefSeq and is a predicted model, not a curated record. Gene Ontology annotation, molecular function: guanyl-nucleotide exchange factor activity. NCBI's taxonomy places the organism in Eukaryota, Viridiplantae, Streptophyta, Magnoliopsida, Fabales, Fabaceae. The transcript has 7 exons.